Molecule: messenger RNA, 808 nt
Organism: Drosophila albomicans
Lineage: Eukaryota; Metazoa; Arthropoda; Insecta; Diptera; Drosophilidae
Exons: 1
Coding region: 312-527 (71 amino acids)
Source: RefSeq, a predicted model, not a curated record
CAACAACAGCAACAAAAGCAACAGCAAGAGCAAGAGAAACAUUUAAUACUACAACAAACGGAUAUAUACGACAACGAGUAAACUUUAUAUAUAAACGACACAUUUUAAUUAACAUACGCGUCGCCGCUUCAGUUCGACGCACUCAUUCUUUGACUUUAGUCUUUCGAACGAAGAACGAAACAACUUCCUCAGUUCUCCAAAAUUAAGAAAAAACACUUCUCUCUCUCACAUAAACGUCACUCUCUCUUACAAAUCGUGUAGAGAAUUGUUAUAUAUACGCACAGACAACAAUUUGAAAUCAAUUUCGAAUCAUGUUGGAUCCCAUCUCGGAUACACCGCUGGUGCUGGCGUAUGUCUUCAUGUCGCUGUUGGUGCUCAUUGUCUGCUUUAUCAUCUUUAAUGUCGUCCACAAGCUGUAUCAGGGCAUGUCCGACGAUGGCGCUGUUAUCGGAGCUCGCGUGGGCGUGUCAGUGAGCAGCAGCAGCAGUCCAUCGAUGCUGGAAGUGGAUGCCUUGAAAACCGGUUAAACAACGAAUAGUUGAAUAGAAGACGACGACAACGACGGCGGCAGCUGUUUCUCGCAACGAGAAUCGGAAUCUCGCAGAGCAGAGAACGGAAGAGAGAGAGAGGCGACCGCAUUGCGUUGCGCCGGUUUUAACAAGAACAAAACACAAACAUUGUACAUAGCCACAACACACAACAAUAGCAAUUAGAAUUAGACUAACUCUUAACUACGUUUAAAACCUAGUACUUAUCAAUUACUAUAUUAACAAUUUUACAUGUAUAUAAAUGCGAAAAAGAAGCAUCA